CUCAACAGACACCUCCUCUAAUUUUUUCAAUGUUCCUUUUCUCAUCCAAAAUUUUCAAGAUUCAUCAUUUCCCAUAAUGUUUUAAUCAUAAAUCCAUGUUACAGAAAAUUCAUUAAGCAAAUGUAGCUGAUGAUUCGCCAAUAAUUUUUUAAAUUUUUUUCGCGCUUAGGGUGCAUCAUCUGUCAUCCAAGAUGAGCACGAAGUGCGCAAAAACGGAGAAAAAGGGCACAAUUUUGAUGCAAAAAUAUGAGAUUGGGAAAUUAUUAGGCCAAGGGACAUUUGCCAAAGUUUAUCAUGCAAGAAACCUCAAAACAGGACAGAGUGUUGCUGUGAAGGUAAUUGACAAAGAAAAAGUUAUGAAAGUUGGAUUAAUCGAUCAAAUCAAACGCGAAAUCUCAGUUAUGAAGCUAAUCAGACAUCCAAAUGUUGUUGAACUUUAUGAAGUAAUGGCUAGCAAAACAAAAAUAUAUUUUGCAAUGGAAUAUGUGAGAGGUGGUGAAUUAUUCAAUAAGGUUGCUAGAGGUAGGCUUAAGGAAUCAGCAGCUCGAAAAUAUUUCCAACAAUUAAUUGCGUCUGUGGAUUUCUGCCACAGCCGCGGGGUCUAUCAUCGCGAUUUGAAACCUGAAAACAUUCUCUUGGACGAAAACGGAGACCUAAAAGUCUCCGAUUUUGGCCUGAGUGCAUUGUUUGAGUCAAAACGACAAGAUGGUCUCCUUCACACGACAUGUGGAACUCCAGCAUACGCCGCGCCAGAGGUUAUAAAUAAAAGAGGAUAUGAUGGUGAAAAGGCUGAUAUUUGGUCAUGUGGAGUCAUAUUGUUUGUUUUGUUAGCUGGUUAUCUUCCAUUUCAUGAUUCGAAUUUAAUGGAAAUGUAUAAGAAAAUUAGUAAAGGAGAAUUCAAAUGUCCUGAAUAUUUCCCUCCUGAGGUGAAAAAACUUCUUUCAAGAAUUCUUGAUCCGAAUCCGUGUUCAAGAAUUACAUUAGCUAAGCUGAUGGAGAAUCAUUGGUUCAAGAGAGGAUACAAACAAAUUGAUAAAACACCAAUCCUAGAUCAAGUACAAGACAAUUCGCCUCGCAGUAUUUUCGAUAUUGUGGAUGAUUCGGAUGCUGAGUGUUCUUCAGGGCGAAAAGAGCAGAGCUCAACAAUGAAGCCUACUUGUUUGAAUGCUUUUGAUAUCAUUUCUCUUUCUCCUGGUUUUGAUCUCUCAAGCUUGUUUGAGAAAGACAAGAGCUAUAGAUCUGAGGCUAGAUUCACAACACAAAAGCCGGCGUCCACUAUUGUUUCGAAGCUAGAGGAAGUAGCUUCGAUGGGGAGUUUUAAGGUGAAGAAGAAAGACGGAAUGGUAAAAAUGCAAGGAAGCAAAGAAGGGAGAAAAGGGCAACUAGCUAUUGAUGCAGAGAUAUUUGAGAUUACACCAACUUUCCAUGUUGUAGAAGUGUCAAAAAAGUCAGGAGACACUGCAGAAUAUAGGAAGUUUUGUGAUCAAGGCUUAAAGCCUUCUUUAAAAGAUAUAGUUUGGACAUGGCAGGGCAGUGAGCAGCAGGAAAAUCAAAAAAUCAAACCUUAAAAAAUAAAAAUUUCUGGGGGAACCUUUGAGCAACACUCAAGUUGUCUCAUGUGACCUAUAAUUCAGGCGUUUGAGCCGUGGAAUCAGCCACUGAUUCUUGCAUCAUGGUAGGCUGCCUACAUCACAUCCCAUGGGUGCGGUCUUUCCCCGAACCCUAUGUGAAUCUGGGAUGCUUUGUGCACCAGGAUGUCCUUUAUAAACAUCAUCUUUAUUCUUUUGGAACUUUUGAGGGAGCUAAUAUUUUUAUAGUCUUAUUGGAUGAAGUUUGGUGGCUGCUUUUCUGCUUCAUUAGAGUAUUAAUUUGAUUAGACAAGUAUAUAUUAUGGCUACAAAGUUGAUCAAAUAUAUUUUUCUAUAUCUAAAUUAUUUAUUCUUGUAUUUAAUGGUAAUCAUAGUAAUAUUCAAAAGGUUAAUUCGUUUC
Messenger RNA from Nicotiana attenuata, 1989 nucleotides. RefSeq names its product CBL-interacting protein kinase 5-like. The record is from RefSeq and is a predicted model, not a curated record. The coding region runs from base 192 to 1568 and encodes 458 amino acids. The transcript is spliced from 3 exons. Gene Ontology annotation, molecular function: ATP binding; protein kinase activity. Gene Ontology annotation, biological process: signal transduction; protein phosphorylation. NCBI's taxonomy places the organism in Eukaryota, Viridiplantae, Streptophyta, Magnoliopsida, Solanales, Solanaceae.